Aureobasidium namibiae CBS 147.97 is the source of this 1497-nucleotide messenger RNA. Its product is annotated as cellulase. The transcript has 2 exons. Lineage: Eukaryota; Fungi; Ascomycota; Dothideomycetes; Dothideales; Saccotheciaceae. Bases 1 to 1497 code for a protein of 498 amino acids. Gene Ontology annotation, molecular function: beta-glucosidase activity. Gene Ontology annotation, cellular component: extracellular region; cell surface. The record is from RefSeq and is a predicted model, not a curated record. Gene Ontology annotation, biological process: glucan catabolic process.
AUGGCUCCUCACGCAGAUACCAACAACAGUUCAACACAACAGUCGAACACGACUGGGUUCACCAACCCACCGUGCUCUAUGCUACAUGUUGAGGGUGCUGAGAUCGUCGACGCCUCAGGUUCAAAAGUUAUCCUGAAGGGAGCAGGCCUUGGUGGCCAUCUGAACUUCGAGAACUUCAUUACUGGUUACCCUGGACAUGAACACGAACACAGAGCUGCCAUGGCCGAAGUCUUGGGCAAAGAGAAAGCCCAGUACUUCUUCGACCGUCUGAUCCACUACUUCUUCACUGACGCAGAUGCUGCGUACUUUCAGAGUCUUGGUCUCAACUGCAUCCGUAUACCCUUCAACUACCGUCACUUCAUCGACGAUGACAACCCAAGCGUGAUGAAAGAUGCAGGAUUCAAGUUGUUGGACAAUAUCGUAGACAUUUGUGGCCGCCACAAUCUAUACGUUAUCCUCGAUCUCCAUGCAGUUCCCGGCGGACAGAAUCAAGACUGGCACUGUGAUAGUGGGAUCGGAAAAGCACUUUUCUGGGAUUUCAAGGUCUUCCAGGACCAGAUGAUCGACCUCUGGGUACACAUCGCUAAACAUUACGUUGGCAAUCCUGUCAUCGCUGGCUACAACCCUCUCAACGAGCCGGCAGACCCUAAGCAUACUCGUCUCGUCGCCUGGUACGACAGAAUGGAGAAGGCCAUCAGAGAAGUUGAUCCCGAUCACAUUCUCUGGGUGGACGGCAACACGUAUGCCAUGGACUUCAGCGCUUUCACAAGGAUUAUGCCAAACACAGUCUACGCCUGCCACGACUACGCAAACCUUGGCUUCCCCAUCCCAGGUCAAGAUCCCUACUCUGGUACCGAGGAGCAAAACUCCAAGCUUCGCCGUCAAUUCAACCGCAAAGCAGAAUUCUCACGCGAGCACAAUGUUCCACUGUGGAACGGCGAGUUUGGACCGGUUUACGCUGACCCUAGCGCUGAUCCUAAUGCCGAGAAGACAAACGUUAGCAGGUUCGGCGUGCUCAAAGAGCAGUUGAGCAUCUACGCUGAAUCACAAAUCCACUGGACCAUCUGGCUGUACAAGGAUAUCGGCUACCAAGGCAUGGUCCAUGUAUCCCGCGAAUCUCCCUACAUGCAACUCAUCGCCUCUUUCGUCGCCAAGAAGCAAAAGCUCGGCCUGGACUUCUGGGGUGUAGUCGACAAGACUGGUGUUUCCUCAACCUACGACCCAUUCCUUCGCGACAUCAAGAAGAUGGUCCCUGAGCAUUUGCACGACAUCAAGUACCCUCAUCACUGGAACAUCGAGAGACAAUUUGAACGUAUUGUCAGGGAGUGUUUGUUGUCUGAUUACCUGAGCUUGGAAUUCGCGGAACUAUUCAAGGGGAAGAGUGAGCAGGAGCUUGAUGAACUUGCUGCGAGUUUCAAGUUUGAGAAUUGCGUUACUAGAGAUCAGUUGACCCAGAUCUUGCAGGCGGAUGCGGAGAAAUCUAGAGUACAGCAGUAG